Messenger RNA from Torulaspora delbrueckii, 738 nucleotides. RefSeq names its product Vps71p (gene VPS71). Gene Ontology annotation, molecular function: nucleosome binding. The record is from RefSeq and is a predicted model, not a curated record. The coding region runs from base 1 to 738 and encodes 245 amino acids. Gene Ontology annotation, cellular component: Swr1 complex. The transcript has a single exon. Gene Ontology annotation, biological process: chromatin remodeling. Lineage: Eukaryota; Fungi; Ascomycota; Saccharomycetes; Saccharomycetales; Saccharomycetaceae.
AUGCUGGUUGAAGAGAUCAAUAAAAAGACUUAUGAUCCAAGCGUUUAUUACACUUCAUUAGACUCACAGACUUCGUCUCAUGCCAGAAGUAAAGUGAGCAAAUCACUUGGGUCAUCUCGUUCAAGCAAGAGAGUUAAUUAUUCAUUGGCUGAUCUGGAGAACAAACUAUACACACAGAAGCAGGAUGCAGCAGACGAUUCCAACCAGUCUAGGGACUCAACCAUACUAGAUAAGUUCACUCAACAAGAGAUUAUCCAAUCGAAGAAACGAUAUAUGGAGCUUGAUACAGAGAAUCAGAAGGAACUAGUAGACGUCCCCUCUCUUCUAAGUGCUAUUACGGGUAUCAAUAGAAACAAGAUUGACACGGGCAACAGUAAUCCUUCCUCAGUCAGACAAAAGAAUAAGAUUGAGAUCCCCAAGACUAUUCACCUCUCCUACAGAUCGACAAAGCCUCCCGUGCCCAAGAGAAAGAACACGAAUAGAGUAGUGGCCUUGAAAAAGACUCUCUCCUCACGAAGGCCGUUACAAAGCUACCUAGAGACUCUGGACCAAGUGAAUAAGAGUAUUAUCUACCAUAAUGUGGCGAACAAGAAGUAUUUCAAAGUGCUACCAGUGAUCACCAUUUGUUCCGUGUGCGGUGGCUACGAUAGUAUCUCAAGUUGUGUACAAUGUGGUAACAAGAUCUGCUCGUUAAGAUGCUUCAAUUUACACAAUGAGACUAGAUGUAUCCAUCGUUGA